AUGGUAUAUGCUGUCCUGCUCAUUAUUUUCAUGGAUGACGUGUCGGGCAAUGUGUCGAAGCAGUGGAAUAAGCAUCACACCAUUUAUAUGUCCAAUGCCAACUUGCCAUGCAAGAUGCUCAAGAAAGAGUUUUUUGUACGAUUUGUCACAUCAUCGCCUCAUGCUGCACCAAUGGAGCUCAUGCGAGCAAUGAAAGAGUCUAUCUGUGUCACAGCCGAAUCUGGCAUUGUUGUAUGGGACUGCAAGGACAAUCAAGAAGUCAUGCUUAUUCCAUAUGUGUUGUUCAUCACUGGUGACAAUCCCAUGCAGGCCGAAGAGUGCAGCCAUGCGGGGCUGAAUUGUAAUUAUUAUUGCAGGACGUGUGAGGUUGGUGGCAUGAAGGAAUAUAAAGAAUCCAAGGCUGGAUAUAACAGCAUCUUCAAUGUUUGUAAGUCUGUUUCGUGUUUUACAAUUGCUGAUUUUGUGUUUGUACAAUUCGAGACUGCGAUACUUUCAGGUGUCUCGGAGAAGGUGAAGAAUUCUAUGUUGUCAACUGGUAUUCAUGAUACGGCUUCAGCCUCCAUUCUCAACACACUGCUGGAGCUUGGCAAAAAACUUAGGAAACACAUAGCAGGUUCUCCAGCACUACCUGAAAAUGAAGUUAGAAUCGUGCUCGAGAAAGAGUUUGAGCAGCUCUUGCAAGGCAGAAGGCUUGAUGAUGCUAUCAAUCCCUUACUGGGAAUGCAUGCAUUCAAUGUUCACAUGGAUAUGCCAACUGAAAUUCUCCAUACAGUACUGCUUGGCAUUGUUAAAUACUUCUGGGGGCAGACAGUGUUUCUCCUCGAGAAAUCUAGGCUUCUGCAUCUCUUCCAGAACCGCCUCGAGACCAUCAACAAGGAUGCGCUAAAUGCUCCUUGCCUCAAUGCCGACUACAUCUGCCACUACAAAGGCAGCUUGAUCGGCAAGCAUUUCAAGAGUCUGGCGCAAGUAAUGCCAUUCCUCAUUUACGACCUUGUCCCACCAAUGGUCCUCAAUGGUUGGAUAGUUAUGGGUGAACUCAUUGUCCUCAUCUGGCAUACGAAGAUAGAAAACAGUGAAACUUAUCUCGUGAGUCCUUAUAUCAUGUACCUGCUCUUUCUAGUCAUCUUUUUGAUAGGCAAGUUAACACGAACAAUUCAGGACUUUCUGAAUGUGACGGCACAGUGUGCGCCGAGCAUCCUAAUUAGCAAACCUAAAUUCCAUUUUCUCAUCCAUCUCCCAGCCUACAUUUGA
Suillus bovinus is the source of this 1251-nucleotide messenger RNA. RefSeq lists its product as uncharacterized. Bases 1 to 1251 code for a protein of 416 amino acids. The transcript is spliced from 4 exons. Lineage: Eukaryota; Fungi; Basidiomycota; Agaricomycetes; Boletales; Suillaceae. The record is from RefSeq and is a predicted model, not a curated record.